Messenger RNA from Cajanus cajan (pigeon pea), 1246 nucleotides. RefSeq lists its product as uncharacterized. Gene Ontology annotation, molecular function: carbohydrate binding; aldose 1-epimerase activity. The record is from RefSeq and is a predicted model, not a curated record. Gene Ontology annotation, biological process: glucose metabolic process; beta-D-galactose catabolic process via UDP-galactose, Leloir pathway. Lineage: Eukaryota; Viridiplantae; Streptophyta; Magnoliopsida; Fabales; Fabaceae.
AUCAAAACCGAUUUGCUUGUAGUCAGAAUACUUUAUUUGACUCGUUUCCCUUCUCUAUAUAAAUCCAUAGUCAGGGGAUGAUAUGUACAGAAAAAAACUAGAAAUUUAUUCAACAAUGUCUAAGGUAUUGUUGAUCUUAUGUAUUCUCUCGGGGCUUCUGCUCCUUGCUCAGGCACAUGACCAUCAUAAGAAAAUUAAAUUUUAUCAGCUGGAGAGAGAAAAUUUCAAGUUGAAUUUGACAAAUUACGGUGCUACAAUUAUCUCUGUCAUAACACCUGAUAAACACGGGAAACUAGCCGAUAUUGUUCUUGGCUACGACUCCAUUGAUUCUUAUAAGAAUGAUACAUGUUAUUUUGGUGCCAUUAUUGGACGUGUGGCAAAUAGGAUUGGAGGAGCUAAAUUCACUUUGGAUGGCAAAACCUACAAAUUGCCUGUUAAUGAUCACGGGAACACACUUCAUGGUGGCACAAGAGGCUUCAGUGAUGUUGUUUGGUCAGUGGAAUCCCACAAGAAACACAGUCAUGUAACAUUUUCCUAUGACAGUUUUGAAAAUGAAGAAGGCUUUCCCGGAAAAUUGAAGGUGUCUGUGACUUACAAGCUUGUUGGUAAACACAAUUUGUUUGUGAAAAUGAUUGCCAAGGCAGUGGACAAAGCCACACCAGUGAAUCUAGCGCAGCAUACCUAUUGGAACCUUAGGGGCCACAACAGUGGAGACAUUCUUUCUCACAUUGUUCAAAUCUUUGGCUCACACAUCACACCAGUGGAUGAAGUUCUCAUCCCCACUGGCGAAAUCAUAUCUGUUAAGGGUACCCCAUAUGAUUUCCUUGAACCAAGAAAAAUUGGAAGCAAGAUUCAUGACCUUCCUGGUCUAUAUGACAUGAACUAUGUGCUAGACAGAAGUUUCCAAAAGCACUUAAGUAAGUCUGUUGAGGUGAGAGACCCUGUCUCUGGGAGGAAAAUGGAGCUGUGGUCAAACCAACUUGGUCUGCAGUUCUAUACUAGUGGCCAGUUGAAUGCUACCAAAGGCAAGGAUGGAGCCAUAUACCACAAGUAUGCUGGCAUUGCCUUGGAGACUCAAGGCUUCCCAGAUUCUGUGAAUUACCCUUACUUUCCAUCACAGAUUGUGAAGCCUGGGGAGAUUUAUGAGCACGUCAUGCUUUACAGAUUGACAGCUAGCUAAAUAGAAUUCAGAAUUUACAAUAUUUACUUGUCUUUGGCAAAUGAAUGUAAUGAUUUUUUAUCUUCU